Molecule: messenger RNA, 8088 nt
Organism: Pantherophis guttatus
Lineage: Eukaryota; Metazoa; Chordata; Lepidosauria; Squamata; Colubridae
Source: RefSeq, a predicted model, not a curated record
UUUUUUUUUGAGGUGGAGCUGAGUAGGACACUGCCAAAAAAUUAUAAGUAGUGGCCUCAGUUUGCUUAGGAACAUCCAGCACUUGGUGGAUGAUACAAUAGUGGUCUAGAUAAUUGAUUUAGGCAUAUGGAAAUCUAGAACAAAUAACUGGUUUUUAUGGUUUCAUAGGUUAUGAAAAGAAUAAAUACUUUUUCUUUCCUGUACAGAAAAAGCUGCUGCCCAAUGAAAUAAUUUUAUGAGAUUACUUUUAAAUUGGAAGUAUCACCUAUCAACGAAGUUAAAUGUGUCAGUGUGGUUUAUUUUUGAAAACAUAGCCAAGGAAAAGGAAACGACUUACAAAGUACCAUUUUCCUGCCCUGCUUACAACUAAGGAAAAUUUGAAAGUGCAAUUUGAAAAAAAUUGGCUUUUUCAUCCAACAUGACCGGUGGCCCAGCCUUGUCAUUUGCUCGGUGCCUGCUGAGGAGAAAAAUCGUCAACGCGGACAGUCUUGAAGAUUCCAAGCUAUGCCGCUGCUUAUCAACUGUGGAUCUUAUUGCUUUAGGAGUGGGAAGCACCCUUGGUGCUGGUGUUUAUGUCCUUGCUGGAGAAGUUGCAAAAGCAGAUUCUGGACCUAGUAUUGUACUUUCUUUUCUCAUAGCUGCCCUAGCUUCUGUUAUGGCCGGACUUUGUUAUGCAGAAUUCGGUGCUCGUGUCCCAAAGACUGGCUCAGCCUAUCUGUACACAUAUGUAACUGUUGGUGAAAUCUGGGCUUUUAUCACUGGCUGGAAUCUCAUUUUGUCCUACGUUAUAGGUACUUCAAGUGUUGCAAGAGCAUGGAGUGGAACCUUCGAUGAACUUCUUGGAAAACAAAUUGGUUAUUUUUUCCGAACUUACUUCAGAAUGAAUUAUUCUGGUUUAGCAGAAUAUCCAGAUUUUUUUGCAGUCUGUCUAAUAUUACUUUUAGCAGGACUUUUAUCAUUUGGAGUAAAAGAAUCUGCAUGGGUAAAUAAAGUCUUCACCGCUGUUAACAUCUUGGUCCUGCUCUUUGUUAUGAUUUCUGGCUUUGUGAAAGGCAACAUUAAUAACUGGAAGAGAACUGAAGAAUUUCUGAUAAACUACACUGCAGAAAUAAAAAAUCUAUCAUCCUCUGAGAAUGUGACAAGUAUAUUUGGAGCUGGUGGCUUCAUGCCAUAUGGCUUUACCGGAACACUAGCUGGUGCUGCAACCUGCUUUUAUGCCUUCAUAGGAUUUGAUUGCAUUGCAACUACUGGGGAAGAAGUCAGGAAUCCUCAGAGGGCCAUUCCUAUUGGAAUUGUAGCAUCUCUACUUGUCUGCUUUCUGGCAUAUUUUGGAGUUUCAGCUGCUUUGACUCUUAUGAUGCCAUACUACUUACUUGAUGAGAAAAGUCCUCUCCCUGUGGCAUUUGAGUAUGUUGGAUGGGGCCCAGCGAAAUACCUUGUAGCAGUCGGAUCUCUGUGUGCUUUAUCAACAAGUCUCCUUGGAUCCAUUUUCCCCAUGCCUCGUGUAAUCUAUGCUAUGGCAUCGGAUGGCUUGCUUUUCACAUGUCUAGCUCAAAUCAACCCCAAAACGAAGACUCCACUUGUUGCAACUUUAUCAUCAGGGGCUGUCGCAGCUCUAAUGGCUUUUCUCUUUGACCUAAAAGCCUUAGUAGACAUGAUGUCUAUUGGUACACUUCUUGCAUACUCAUUGGUAGCUGCUUGUGUUCUCAUACUUAGGUACCAACCCAAUUUAAACUACGAGCAACCAAAAUAUCCAGCAGAAAAAGAGGCCCUUGCAGGAUCAGAAGGCGAAUAUAAAAGUGAAUCUCAAAUUAGCAUGAUACCAACAAAGAGGUUUAAUCUGCAAAUGCUGACUAAUCCAUCAAGUUUACCAACUGAACAGUCUGCUACUGUGGUGAGCCUUCUUGUGGGUCUUUUGGCUAUCCUGAUUUGUGGAUUAAGCAUUCUGACAACCUAUGGAAUUCAUUCACUUGCAAAUAUGGAGCUUUGGAGUAUUUUUCUUCUUGUGUCUCUUUUCAUACUGUUCGGGAUUAUUAUGUUUAUCAUCUGGAGGCAACCUCAAAAUCAACACAAAGUAACAUUUAUGGUUCCGUUCUUGCCAUUCUUGCCAUCUUUAAGUAUCUUAGUGAAUAUAUACUUGAUGGUACAGUUGAGUGGAGAGACAUGGAUACGGUUCAGCAUCUGGAUGGCACUCGGACUCCUGAUUUACUUUGCAUAUGGCAUCCGGCAUAGUAUGGAAAGGUGUCCCAAAGAGGAAGAGGAAGAUGAUGACAGCUGCUCAGAAAGAAGCGAAACUUUAGAAAAGAAGCAUAUGGGAGAUACAGGUGGACUUGAACAUGCAAGUGAAAGUGCUCAGUUUAUUCCACAUGAAAAGACAAGUGAAUGUUAGUGGUCAUUGAUAAACCUGUUGUGUGCGCUUUUAGGCAGUGAUGGCAGCAGAAUGGAGUUGCUUGGUGAAAUGGUGAACUACUUGCUCCCCCCAAAUUAGCAGUAACCCACUUGUGCUUUAUGGAAAUAUCUAGUAGAAUACAUGAAAGAUGAUCUAAAUUAGUUGCUAGAUAUCUCUUCCAUCAGAGACUUGCCUCAGAGGGUUGCAAUCUUUAAAAAAACUGAGCAAGAAAGUGGAGGGAAAUAAAUUUCCCAAGGGGGCCAAUCUGACUCAUUUGUCAUGUUAAAGAAGUUGGUGAUUUCCUUAACAGUAUCUUACAACUUUAACUGGCAUGUACUAUAUAACUAAUUAUUAAGGAAUAUCUAAAGAAGAAGAGUUGAAUAUUAUGGUUUAUAAUACUGGAGAUGCAUUCUUAACUGCUUUUAAAAAUAGGGUAGCAUUGCCAAAUAAUCACACAACUACUUGAGUUCCAUCACUCUGUACCUUUCCAUACCUUGUUUCUCAGCCAGCCACCUUUUGUGGUGUCUUCUUCUGUGUCGUUGCUUCACAUUGCUCCUGUGAGUGAGAGGUUGAGGCUAUCCUUAGCCGUCCAUUAUAUCAGAAGUAGCCUCAGAUGUAUAACUGUUAUACUUUGUCGUGCAGAAUGAGGUAAUGGUCACUGACUGGGAACACAGCAGUCGUGACAGGAUGAGGCUGGCAAGAAGAAUAGAAAAUAUAAUACAAUACAAUAUUGAACUGAUUUAAGGAUGAGUGGAGAUGACCUCAAUUCAACAGUGGGGAAAGAUCCCAGAUUCAUAGAAAUUGCUGGGGGGAAAACCACAGUUAUCUGACCUAACUUCUGCUUUGCUGUUAUCCACAAGCAGUAUAAAUUAUGACAAUUCUUCUAAAAAAAAAUUAAGAAUAGUUGAAAUGGAUAUAUUUGAUAGAAAAUCUAGAUUGAAAUUCUGUUUGUAUCAGUUUUAUUUCCCAAUUCUUCAUCCUUGCCAAUGAAAAUGAAGAACAUGGAUGAAUGAUUAAUUUAAACAAAUGAUGAAGCACUAGCAAAAUGGCACUUCUGUGGAACUGAAGUUUACAAAAUGCUGAUGUAUCUGUUGACUUCCUUAAUAUAUGGAUGUCCUAAGCACGUCAGCACUGCCAGAGACGGCUGCAGAACUGUGCACCUAUGUUUAACUUGAUAAAUUAUUCAAUUAAAUAUAGGGGGGGGGGGAAACUUUAUUCAAACCUGGCCGAUUUGGGGAUGGUGGUGAGUAGAAUAAGUGUUGAACUUGCAUGUUCUUCUGUCUUACUCCAGUUACAAAGAAUUUGGAAUGUUUCAUUUAGGUCAUUGACUGCUGUUUGCACAUUUCAUCACAUCCUUGUCAGGUGGUGAUUAUUUUUAAUUAAUUUAAAAUGUCAAUUUCAAACUAUGAUAUAUAAAAUAAUUUAAAUAAUCCUCAGUUAAUAGGAACAAAAGUGAAACAUGAUGUUAGAUUAGAUAUGAAGGACUGUCCUCUCCCGUUACUUCAGGAGUGAGGAUCAAGCAGAGCAAGCUUUGGACCUACUACCGCUUGUUCUCCUCACCAUAAAUUGUGGUUUCUCCACAAUACCCAAACAUAGCCAUUAAAUUCUUCUUCCUCUCUAGGAAGCAAUUCUCUUCAAAUUCUUUUGUCAUCAGAGGUGAUAAAAUAUUUAUUAAAUAACUCAUGAAUAAUUUUUUAUUUUUGUGAUGUUCCCUCUGUUUAUGAAAUAGAGGUACCGUAUGUAUGUAUAUAUUGCAGAGAGGAGGGGAAAAAUGAAAAACAUAGCUCAAAUGUUUUAGCAAAACUAAUGUUUAAGUGUGAUAGGUCUUUCUUAAACUUUGAGAUAAUGUGCUGGUACCCAUUGCUGGCUUUACCUUUUGGGUAAGAUUAUCGGUUGACACUAUAUAAAAUGGUUAUAUAGUUAGUUCCCAGCAUACCAUUUGGGAUAAGUCAAGGCACUGAAUCUACUUUAAGAAGCAUCAUGUAUAAGUCAGCAAGUCCCAAAGAAUUUUUUUUUCUUGAGUCCAAGAGGGUUUGUUUCCAUCUUUGUUUGACCAUGUAAGGAUUCGUUUUUAAUUUUCAGGUUCAUUUUCCUUAAACAAUCAAUAAAAUGUUAACAAAGGUAAUGAAUAAUUUAAAAAUCCAUAUAUAAUUAUGUGUUGCUUUAAUAUACUGUACUUACAUUUGCACUAUUUUUUCCUACUUCAGCCUGCUUAUUUAUGUAUAACUUGUGAAACUAAUACGUCAUUGCAGACUUUAGUAUGAAUAGCAGAUGUGGGAGCACAAUUAUUUUUUAAAAAAUGUAAGCAUACAAACUUCAUUUAGCUUUCUAUGCUCAAGUUUAUAUAAUUGGAUAUAAAUCAUUUACAAAAAGACAUGCAAUGGGAAGGCACUUGAAGAAACAACUGUGUCACCAUUUGGUCAUCUCAGAUACACAUGUGAAUAUUGAAAUUAUGUGCAAAAGAACUAUACAUCUGGAGGUAUUACUUGUGUUAUUACUUAUAAAACAGGCAAACAUACAUGGGCUUUUUCUUUAAAUGAAAUUUAGGGAAAUAACUUUCUGAAGGAAAGUCGAUAAAAUAGAGAACUAGAUUUUAAAAUUUUUAGGAACUAUUUGUGGAAAAACAACCUUGUGACUGAAAUUUUAUGUAAAUUAUGAUCAUUAUUUAGAGUAUACAGAAUAGUUCUCCUCAUCCAAUUCCCAAAUUGUUAUAAAAUUAGAUGGAUGAUCUUUUAGUAUAGGAAAUGAAAGAAUAAUGAAGAAGUUAUUUUUACAUCUAUAGUAGCUUUUCAAAGUAGUUAUCUAAAGUUAUUUUAAACUGUUUUUAAGAUAUCUUUUCAUAAUAAAUAUGUCUUUAGCUUGUUUAAUUUUAAUAGAAAUAUGUAUGUUGUAGAUUAUUUAUGCAAGCUGUGAGACAGAACAAAAUUUAGAAAAACCUUCAGAUGGAAUGUUCAAAAUUACAUAUUUUGUACUGAGCCCACAACUGAUAAUGAAAGUGCUUUUUCUUAGACAAAAUUCUUCUAAAUGAGAAAAGAAAUAUUUCUAAUUAAAUUUGUAUAUUUAUAUUUUAAUAUUUUUCUGCAAAAGGCCACAUUGAAAUUAAGCAAAGUGCUUUAGAAGUAAAGAAUUAUUAUCAAAUCUUAGAUAAUAGUUGAUUCUAGAUAUUCAUCAUUACUUUUCAUGUGCCAUUGUUUUUUUUUCUUGCGGGUAAAUGCCUCUCUGCCAAGCAAACUGAAAAUGUUAACCCAAAUUGAAAAAUGUUAGGGAAUGCCAGGACACUUGGCAUUCAGACAUCAAUGCACGCAUAAACCAUAUUUACACACCAUUCCAAGGAACCCUUUAAAAAAACCUAGGAAGCAGAGGUGGGUUUCAGCAUGUUCUGACUAGUUCUGGAGAACCGGUAGCGGAAAUUUUGACUGGCCCCGCCCCUAUCUAUUCUCUGCCUCCCAAGUCCCAGCUGAUCAGGAGGAAAUGGGGAUUUUGCAGUAACCUUCCCCUGGAGUGGGAUCGGAAUGGAGAUUUUACAAUAUCCUUCCCCUGCCACACCCACCAAGCCAUGCCAUGCCCACCGAGCCACACCCACAGAACCAGUGGUAAAAAAUUUUGAAACCCACCACUGCUAGGAAGGAAACAAAAAGACGCAUUCUGUCCAUUUGGUAACAUUCAGAUAAGCAGGGAUUAAUCCCAGACAAUCAGACAGAAAACAAUACCCUAAUCAAGUUACUACGAAGAAGAAAACCGCACUCCCACCAAAAGUCUCAGGGAAAGCUACUUUAUAUAUAGACAAUAAACCCCACUUGCUCUAGUGAUGUUACCUAGUUGGGUAAUAAAUAUGUCUGCAAGCAAACAGCCAAGCUCAGAGAAUACCAAGAACUCCACAGAAAAUGUUAAACCUAAGACUUACAUACAAUCAUCUUAGAUCAAAACAGUCAUACAGUUCUUGAACUUCUUUUGAUAGAUUUGGGUUAUUUUGGGUGGAUUUACGAUUGGUAAAAGCUGGGUGAUUCUAAGACAAAGAUCUUUAGGCCCAUAGUCAAGUACAUUUGGGAGUAAUCCCUAAAUGCACAUACACUUAGUGUUACCCAGUAGUAUUGCCAAUAGACUUUGUUACGCUACCCUGAGAAAAAGCCCCAUUAAAAUUGAAGGUAUUUACUCCUGAAUCAAUGUGCAGUUCAGUAAAUAGCUUUCAUGUACUUAGGGCUGAGCUAGUCAAUGGUAAUAAUGCUCUGUUUUUAAUAAAUAAAAAUGUAAUUGUAUUUUUCCUGCAGUCACUUUUAAAACACGUCUGGUUGGAUGUGAUCACUUACAGUUGGAUGAGAUCACUUUAUUUUGAGGUUAAGGGAGCCUAAGUAAAAUACAUGCACAGACAUAAAAAUCUGAGGAUGUCAUAAUUUUUCAUAACUUUUGUCGUGUGUAAUAUAGCAUUGAAUGAAAAAGAGUAUAUGGGUAGUCCUCGACUUACAACUAAUUAUUUAGUGACUAUUCAAAGUUACAACAGCACUGAAAAAAGUGACUUAUGACUGUUUUUCACAUUUAUGAUUGUUAGAGCAUCCCCAUGUUCACAUGAUUAGAAUUUGGACACUUGGCAUCUGAGAUAAAUUUAUGAUGGUCUCAGUGUCGUGGGAUCAUGUGAUCACCUUUUGCGACUUGACAAAGUAAAGUCAAUGAGGAAGCCAACUUCACUUAACUGUGUUCUAACUUAACAACUUCAGUGACUGACUUAACAACUGUGGUAAGAAAAAUAGUAAAAUAAGUGAAAACUCACUUAAAUGUCUUGUUUAGCAAUGGAAAUUUUGGGCUCCAUUGUAGUCGUAAGUCAAGGACUACUUGUAUUUGCUGUAUAGGCUUGUGUUGGCUGAAUCUUUACCCCCGUUACAAGCCAUUCUUUCAGAAGGUCCAAACAUUUUUAGAAAGAUCUGAAUUAUACCUUGUCCCCGAAAACAAGACCCUGUUUUAUAUUUUUUUGAACCCUGAAAUAAGCGCUUGGCCUUAUUGCCAUGCGCUCAAAAGCCCAAUUGGGCUUAUUAUCAGGGGAUGUCUUAUUUGGGGGGAAACAGGGUAGAACACCGUUUUGUAUAUUGUAUAUUGAUUUUUAAAUUUGUUCUCUAGAAACAGUAUUUUAUACAUGUACUCCUAUAUAGGGGGUUUUCAAUGUAGAAAUUUUACCAUAAAGCAAAAGGUAUUGAAAUGUAGUUUGGAGAAAAAUUCACUAUAAUGGGCCUUGGGUAGGGUGACUUUUAGUGAAAUAUGUACUUUUUUUCCUUUCUCUUCCUGUCAACCUCCCAUAAAACUAAAACUUGAGUGGGAAAUCUAGGAAACUAGAAUAAAUCUCAUGACAGGUCACAUUUUAUGCAAAGUUAGCUAUAUCACUGCCUAUGUGUAUAUAAGUAGAUAGAUGACUGUAAUCAUUAUUACUGUGUAUAUGUUUGUUGUUUAUUAAAGGGGAGAAUCUUUUUGUAAAAGUCUGGCACGAUAUUGUGUAAACAACUAAAGGAAAAAAAUCCACUUUUAGUAAUGUAUAAACACUUGCAACAUGUGAAAUAGAAAAAAAAGGUAAAUUGGUGCUUUGGUUUUUUUCACUGUUAAAACAAUAAAUGAUAAGAAAAUGUUCUUGCUAUUGUUCACUGUAAAAUACUGCUUUGAAGAGAGCUGUGCAUUUGUUCUCUAUUUUUUAAAAUAAAACUGAAAAAAUGUGCAUA